Messenger RNA from Rhizophagus irregularis DAOM 181602=DAOM 197198, 2237 nucleotides. The record is from RefSeq and is a predicted model, not a curated record. NCBI's taxonomy places the organism in Eukaryota, Fungi, Glomeromycota, Glomeromycetes, Glomerales, Glomeraceae.
UGUUGACUAAAUUAAUAUUGAAAAAUCUUUCUAUUCUUUUCGAAGUAAAAUGGAUAAAAAAAUAUUGAUUGAACCUCGAAUUGAACCUCCUGCAUUUGACGUUACGAAUCAGGGAGAAGAAAUCUAUCUUCCUAAGCAGACUCCGACAGAAAGACUCUCAAAACAAGUAAAAAAAUUAUGGCAAGAGCGAGAUUUUCGUAAUUUGACCAUUGAAUCCUUGGAAAAGGGAGAAAGUUCAGAGAAAAAAGAAUCAAAAGCAGAUGAUAAAGCUACUAAUCUCUCUGUCAUGAAAAAUACCAUUAAGGAUGCUGUUGCGUGAAUAUGACCUUUUUUUUUUAUUUGCAUCACAUAAUGACAUUGGUAUAGGAAUUGAUGUAUUGAAUUUAAUCUUAUCUGAUUCUCGACCAAAUUUCCAUCCGACAAAUCCAUUACCAGUCCCUUCUGGUAUGAUACAAAAUUAUGGUCAUAGCCUUCCCCAACUAAAUAAACAUUCUCAAUUUCAGAAUUUUAAAUUGAUGUUGGGAAUGAAACGCAAGCAACUUAAACAUGCUGCUGGGAUUAUAUCAUCGGCAGCCAAAAAACUGGGCAACAUUGUAGAAAAAGAAAGAACAUUCUGGAACGAAGCAGUAUCUUUAAGGGAACAUCAUUGGACUUUACAACGUGGUGGCGGCAAAGAAAAAAACGUUGGUCUUCAGAUUUUUGUUAGUUAUGGUUAUCAACUUGCUGGGUCUAGUUUUAUGGAAAACACUGCAGCACAAAUUCUGAGAUCGUCGGAUGAAAAACAAAUUGCAAUUUCACUGCCACAAAAAGCUAAAGGAAUAGUUAAAUUGCGUUUACGUAAAAGCUCUGAAGCCCCAGGUUAUGAUGGACCACGCGUGCAGGAAAAUUCUCUGCUUCGCUUUGAAUCAAUCGAAGGUUCAAAUAUUCAUCAACAACUUUUGGCUGCUCAGGAAGCCGUCUUUGAGGCUGAACUGUUUGAACAAUUAGUUAAGGAAGCACGUGUAAUGACUAAUGCUAGUGUAAUACUUCUUGAAAAUGAAGUCUGCCUUCAAGUUUACCCUGGUGUAGAUUUGACAAUUCAGUGGGCUAAUACUGACACAAUACAAGAGAAAGAGGAGACUCGAUCCACAGAUGAUGAUUGGACAUCUGUACUUCAAACGGAUAACAAUUUUGGAAGGACUAUUUCACCAGAACCUUCUAUGUGUACCGUAUUAAAAUUAGCCAUGGAUCUUUUGAUUCGGAGGUCUCAUCGGCGAAACUUUAUUAGGGAACAAGAACGUGUAAUACAAGGAAGUAGAGGUGUACAUAGAGAUAGUGGAUAUGGAUAUGCUCAAAUUCUAACUCAACCUCUUCACCUACUUAAAUAUCACUUCUUUUGUAUUCAUUUACGAGAAAUUUUAAACUCAACUACCAAGCCCUUAAGAGAUGGGGGUGUACCAGUUCAAAUUCAUUUUAUAUCUAAUCUUUCUAAAGGUAAAGAGUUGAUAGAAGAAGUGUGGAAAAAGAUUGGUAAUGAUAAAUUCUCAUUAUUUACUGGAUCAGUUAUCGUAAUUAUCGAUUACAGUCAUAGCAUUCGAUUCACAUUGGAAUCUCCUGGAACAUUGACUCUUCAUUUAUCACAUAUGGAUAUGAAAACUAGAAAUUUGACACAAUUUCAGGAAUUACUUACUAGAGAAAUUAAAUUACUUUUAUUAAGAAUAGUACUUGAAAAUUUAAAUACCUUAACAGGUCUUAAUGAUAUUGUAACAAAUGCUGGUAAAUGGUAUUUAGAUUCACCAGCAUUGAUGAUAUAUAAAGAUAUGCCUCCAGCAGUGCCUUCAUCAGCUUUUACGAAGAAGAAAUCUUCUUAUGAUCUUAAUGAUUUAUUGAAAGCUGAAAUAUCAGGUCUUAAUGAAGAAGAAAAGAAUAAUGAAUGGAAACCCGAAUAUUGGAGACGCCCAGUUAAGAUUACAAUCGUUGAUGGAUAUUCACCUGAUAAAUUAGCAGUUAAAAUUGAAGCUGCUUUAGUGGAUGCUAAACCAGAGCUGAUUAUAGGUGCUAAUGAUAAAAAUAUUCAUAGAGAAUUUGGCGAAAUGGUUUAUGAAUUUUUAGUUAAUUUGUUAUGAUUGGUAGAUUAUAUUUUUUUUUAGAGAUUUUUGACAGUUUCCACAAAACUCAAUUUGAAGAAAGGUUAUUUAUACUGUUAUAUUUUUUGAUAAUACAAAGUAUAUCCCAUUGAAACUUUUGUAUACCAUUUU